This is a messenger RNA of Cryptomeria japonica (Japanese cedar), 2003 nucleotides long. Its product is annotated as GDP-mannose transporter GONST1. Lineage: Eukaryota; Viridiplantae; Streptophyta; Pinopsida; Cupressales; Cupressaceae. Gene Ontology annotation, cellular component: Golgi apparatus. The transcript is spliced from 10 exons. Gene Ontology annotation, molecular function: antiporter activity; GDP-mannose transmembrane transporter activity. The record is from RefSeq and is a predicted model, not a curated record. Bases 441 to 1664 code for a protein of 407 amino acids.
CAUUUCAUUUCCCAUACGGAUUUUUUUAUUGCUUCCUUCCGUUUGCUCGUUGCCAAACUCUAUCCUCCGACAAAAGCACUUAUAUAACAAGUAGAACAAAAUACCAUGGAAUUUCCGAACCCUCCAAAAGCAGGGCUUUUCAAAUUUGCCCUUCAUGCCCUCUGUAACCCUCUGUUGCAGCCACUUUCUACUUAUUUAAAUAUAAUUCAAUGUUGUUGCACCUGCAGAUUAUAGGUUCUAGUCUUCAAACUCGAAACCCCUCCUCCACAGCCUUCUUCCGGCCUUCCAACUGGAUUUUGUGCCCAAGCUUGUAAAAUCCAGAGCAAUUAUAUGCGUUUGAGAAGAGCUUGUACCGCACAGCUGGAGAUUUGCUGCUGAGAAUGCGAAUGUAUAUUUGAGUGGGACUUUCAGCUUGAGUUUGCUCGGGUUUACAGGAAAGCAUGAAUUCUGACACGGCCAUGCCUUUACAUGUCUCAUUAAAUGCAAUGGAAAGUCGCACAGUUGAUAGAGCUGCAUUGGAGGACUUCAGUAAAAUAGAUGUAAAUGGAGAAUCAAAUGAAGUAAUGAACAAUUUUCCUAAUGCAGCAUUGAGUCAGGCACCGAGUAUCCAUAGUCUGACAGGUGGUGGGAGAAGAGUUCUAAGUAGCAGAUCAUUGUCCGUAACAAGGCCUUUGGUGAAUGAUAACAAUGAUUUAGAAGAUGGUAGUGUGGAGAAAGAUGUUGAGAAAACUGUGCGGGAGCAUGGGUUUAUUAAAUUACGGAAUCAAGCCCUGUUGUCCGGGAUAGCAUAUUGCCUCUCAUCAUGUGGCAUGAUUUUGAUUAAUAAAGCAGUUCUAUCUAGUUAUAGUUUUGAUGCUGGAAUUUCACUAAUGUUCUAUCAGAAUCUUGUUGGUGUGACAAUUGUUGUUGUACUGAGCCUCUUUGGCAUCAUAACAACAGAACCACUUACUUGGAAACUUGUUAAAGUUUGGCUUCCUGUCAAUAUUAUAUUUGUUGGGAUGCUUAUUACAAGCAUUUUUAGUUUGAAGUACAUAAAUGUUGCCAUGGUGACAAUUUUGAAGAAUGUUACAAAUAUUAUAACAGCUGUGGGAGAGGUUUAUCUUUUCAAGAAAAAGCAUAACAACAAAGUUUGGACUGCCCUCUUCUUGAUGAUUAUAUCUGCCAUUUGUGGAGGAAUUACAGAUCUUUCCUUUCAUGCAGUGGGCUAUACCUGGCAAAUUUUGAAUUGUUUGCUCACAGCUUCAUACUCGCUUACGUUACGGAGACUCAUGGAUGUAGCAAAACAAGUAACAAAAUCUGGAAACUUGAAUGAAUUUUCCAUGGUUCUUCUCAACAAUUCCCUAUCAUUACCUUUGGGGCUUUUUCUUAUACUUGUUUUCAAUGAGUGGCAGUACCUUUAUGAAGCACCAGUUGUCAGAGAACCUAUGUUUAUAUUUGUUGCAACCUUUAGUGGAUUGCUUGGUCUUGCUAUCAGUUUCACAUCAAUGUGGUUCUUGCAUCAGACUGGUCCUACAACAUACAGUCUGGUAGGUUCACUGAAUAAGAUUCCUUUAUCCAUAGCUGGAAUCUUGCUGUUCAAAGUGCCAACAAGCAUGGAAAACUUUUUGAGCAUACUAUUUGGUCUGUUUGCUGGGGUAUUGUUUGCAAAAGCCAAGAUGUCUUGAUCACACCCUUGCAAAUUGAAUUCGUGCAUUCUUAUCUCACAAAGAAUUUGCAAAGAAUUGAGUCAAAUUUUUAUCGUUUUAACAUUUUUGGCUUGUGAGGUGUGGGGCUGUAAUGUUAAUCCAUGCUUAUUGGGAUGGCAAGUUGAAAGCUUAGGUUUUCAACAACCAUCUGUUUGGUUUUGAUAGGCAAGAAAUUUUAGAUGAAAAACGGAGUUAUUUAUUUAUUAUUUAUUGCAAGCAUUCAUAGCAACCAUUUUUCUUCACAGAAGAUGUAUUGUUUAUAACAUUUUUAUUAUCAUUAAAAACUGAAAUGGCGCGGGAGGACUUUCAUUCCAUGAA